GCUUCCUUCUUUCACAAAGGCCGUUGAAGGUUGGCGGGGUCUGGGACCACGGCCCUGGGUGCCACAGCAGUGCCCGAGCAGAGCGGGCUCGGUCCCUGUCACGAAGGCAGAGAAGCUGCUUCUCUGGGCUCACGAGGCAGCUGUCCCAUGCUCUGCUGAGCACGAUGGGAAGCCCUCGGAGGGGACAAGCAGCUGCCCGCGGUGGCCUGGCUAGGAGGUGGCCGGGCUUGGACCUGCUGCGGCCCCAUCUGGCGGCAGGACCCUCGCGGAGCUCACAGCGACCCUGGCCCCGGCUUCUCAGUCUCCUUUGCUGGGCUUGAGCAAGAAGAUGGGGUGGAGGGGCACGAGACUCAGGCUAGAAGGAGGUGCCAUGCCUCCACGAGCCCUCCUGCUUCUGGUUUUGCUGGGCUCUGGCGGCGGCCUCCAGCUGUGGGAGACAUGGGAGGAGCCAGCCGAGGAGGCCCCGGGCUCCCUCCUUGCACGGGGCCGGAGGCAAGUGGAGGACGACCUAGAGCAGGACCUGUAUGAGUACGUUGGCACUGACCCGCCAGAAAUGCUGUUUACGAACGGCCCUGGGCCUGUGAACCUGACUUCCAAACUUCUGGCUGAGGUGGAUUCAGGAACUCCUGCAGCCACUCUGCAGGCAGCCACGGGGGCCUCUGUCGGCCUGGACGCAAGAGGGGUGGCCAUGGGGAAUGUGAGUGUGGAAGUGGCCACACGGGGGGUUCCUGUCACACUGGGCCCUCUGGACGAAGAGCAGGUCACCGCAUCGCCUCCCAUCAUGGGGGUUGCAUCCACAGAGGGGGCUCCAUCCACAGAGCUGGCCACUGUUGAGGCCCUGUCCACCAGGCCACCAGACACAGAGGCACUGACCACACAGCCUGUAGCCACAGAGGCCCUAUCCACGGGGCUGGCAGCCCCAGAGGCACUGACCACGCAACCUGCGGCCACAGAGGCCCUGUCCACGGGGCCGGCAGCCCCAGAGGCGCUGACCACGCAACCUGCGGCCACAGAGGCCCUGUCCACGGGGCCGGCAGCCCCAGAGGCGCUGACCACGCAACCUGCGGCCACAGAGGCCCUGUCCACGGGGCCGGCAGCCCCAGAGGCGCUGACCACGCAACCUGUGGCCACAGAGGCCCUGUCCACGGAGCCCACUGCCACAGAGGCCCUGCCCACAGAUCCUGCCACCAUGAAGGUCCCAUCUACAGGUCCUGCAACCACUUGGCACCCAACCAUGAUCCUGCUUGUGCACUCUGAUCCUCACAACAGCACUGCUGAGGCAGCAGGCAAUUCAUCUGAUGGCUUCAUCAAACAAUCUUCAAACGUGAAAGAUCAGCAGGGUCUCUCCCCCAAGAGCUCCGUGGCCCCCAGCGCCACGGAGGCCCCGGACCGCAUCCCGGUGAAGCAAUGCCUGCUGGCCAUCCUCAUCCUGGCCCUGGUGGCCACUGUCUUCCUUGUGUGCACCGUGGUGCUGGCCGUCCGCCUCUCUCGCAAGAGUCACAUGUACCCUGUGCGCAAUUAUUCCCCCACGGAGAUGGUCUGCAUCUCGUCCCUGCUGCCCGAUGGGGGCGAAGUGCCUGGAGCCAUGGCCAACGGGGACCUGCCCAAUGCCAAGAGCCAGGCCCCGAAGACGGGGACUGGGGAGGGCCGCGAUGGGGAUGACCUCACCUUGCAGAGUUUCCUCCCUUAACCCCCCACCCCCACUGCCGUCCACCUGAAUGGGAAGCUUGCCUCCUCGCUCCCUCCAAGGCCCGCUGAACCACCACUCAGCACCCAGGUACUGUUCCACGGGGCUGGGCUUCCUUGGGGCCCCCAGAGAGGGGGAUGCCCCACAGGACGGGGAGCAGAUGAACUGCAGCCGAAGCAGGACCGUGAGUGAGCCACCUCACCCUCCCUCCGGCCUCCAGGAGACCCAGGGAGAUCCCUCCACCUCCUGUCCCCCACCUGUCUGGGCUCCCUCUAAUGCCUUCCAUGGCUGGAGCCUCCUCCCCAAGCACCAGGGAGGACCCCACCCCCACGCCCAUUUUCUUCUGGUUGCUGUGGUCACCACGCAGGAAAGGGGUAUUUUGGGGGAGGAGUGCCAGAUUCUGAAGGCCAUUCCCUGUCGCUCUCCGACUUGGGGCAGCUUGGGUUUUCCUGGGCAUCUUCCCAGGGAGCCCAGCGUGAGAUCUUGGCCCGGGAGGGCUGGGACAGGCUUGGAGAGCCCAGGGCUGUACCCUUCUUUGGGGCUGUGUGGGUCAUCGAACUUCCUUUGGGGACAGAGUAACGCCUAGGCUGCUGUCUCUCCUCCGCAGAGUCUCAACGUUUCAGGGUGGGCUCUGUCUUGUUCACCGAAGUAUCCCACUCCCCAGCCCGCACCUGGGCCAGCACAAGCACUCAAUAAACACUUGAUGAACUACUGGUGGCUGACUGUUUCGGGGCAUCAAGGUGCCCCUUCUGCUGGGGCGCUGGUCCCUUGCUGUUUGCCCCCAGCCCCGGCCCUGGCCCCCUCCAGGAAGCCCUCCAUCUGGGCUUUAGGUUGACUUCAGUAUUGCCUCUUGGACACUGGGGCCAUCUUGGUACGUCCUUGGGCAGCUGGGGAAGAUUUGAAGCUGCUGGAGGGGUGGGGGAACUGGUCCCCAAAUCUACUUUAUUCAACUCCCCCCAUGACCCAGUUCUGGCGCACAGAAUUUGGUCCCCACCCCAACUCUGACAAAUGCUUCCUCUCAAUGUCAAUGCCAUCCUCUCCAGAAACCCACCCCAUCUGCCCCUCGGGGCGGGGAGAGGCCUGUCUCCCAUUUAACACCCACUCCUCACAAGGUUGAGCACAGCUGCGACCUACAAGGUUUUUGUACAAAAUUCGGGGCCGGCAAACUUUUUAAUGGCCAGACCGAAAAUAUGUUAUUUUUUGCAGGCCAUGUGGUCUCUGUUACAACCUGUCAGCUUCGUCCUUGGUCCUUGUCAAUUGAGUGUGGUCACUGAUGAUGCGUCACAAAUGAAUAGGGUUGUCUGAGUUCCAAUAAAACUUUAUUGACAAAUGA
Suricata suricatta (meerkat) is the source of this 3020-nucleotide messenger RNA. RefSeq names its product selectin P ligand (gene SELPLG). Bases 329 to 1690 code for a protein of 453 amino acids. The record is from RefSeq and is a predicted model, not a curated record. Lineage: Eukaryota; Metazoa; Chordata; Mammalia; Carnivora; Herpestidae. The transcript is spliced from 3 exons. Gene Ontology annotation, biological process: hemopoiesis; leukocyte tethering or rolling. Gene Ontology annotation, cellular component: plasma membrane.